UCGGAUGGGUAUUCUUUGUUCAUGGUUUACCAAUUAGUUUUAUAUAUUAAUAGAGGCAAUGGCCAAUUUUGAGCGUUGGCUUCCUGUUCUGGUUUGUUAUCCAUUCUUCAUGUAGCUGAAGUCUUGCUGGCUUUCUUUGUCCUUCAGGAAGAAAUUUCUUACCUGGAUCUCUUGUGUUUUCUAGGAUUCGUAUCAGUACUGAGGUUAGAACACUAGAGUUCAGCUUUAUGCUAUCCUUUUAUAGGACAAGACAGGGUCGGUUAGUUCCAUCUCUCAUACUGAAAUGAAAAAUUGAGACAUGGAAUGCAAUGAAGAUGAUGAACUCCCUGUAGCCCCUUAUGCUUCCUUAACACAGUGCUUUCACUAUCCUUCUCCAACCCAGAGACCUAUCCUGACCUCAACAAUGGAAACUGGUGAAGGCCAUAAUUUGACCCAUCUGGACCAACCUCAUAGUUUACACCACAUUCCAUUUUUCUGCUCUCAAUUGCACCUUCCAAGCAACAGCCACGACCCAAUUCAAAUCCCACUCCAUAAACCCUCUCCCAACACAUCAUCAAACAGUAACAACAAUAACAACUCCGAUGAAGCAAAGGCUCUCCUUGAUGACAGAAAGAAGAAAAGAAUGUUCUCCAACAGAGAAUCUGCUCGCAGGUCUCGCAUGCGAAAGAAGCAACAAAUUGAAGUCCUGCAGUAUCACGUGGAUCAUCUGCAGACACUAAACCAUCAACUGUCCCAAAAGAUCAUUUACUUGCUUGAAUGUAACCAACAAAUCCAUCAACAGAAUGCUCAGCUAAAAGAAAAAGUUUCCUCUCUUCAGGUAGCACUCUCUGACUUGUUGGUUCCUGCAGGAGGUGCCGAGCAACCUCACCACAUCUCUAACGGCUUCCUAGCCGAGCCUUCUUCAACUAGACCAAUUGCAAGUUCUCGAGCAUAGCCAUAUGUGCUGUAAGAACAGUUAUGAGCAUUUGAGUGAGAAUCUGAUGCACGCUUUUUGGCCUCAAGUUCUGGUUCGUUUCAGCGAUGCAGUCGUAUGGAAAUCUAACUCACAGGUAAAUAUUAUAUGAUAUAGUUUUUUCCUACUUCCCAACUGGCUAAUGCAGCAUCAGAAGUUUGACUUGUGCAGUUGAGAAGUGGCGAAUAUUGCUUAAUAUGACAAUUUUAUAAUAUUUGUGAUCCGAUACUAUGUAUGUCCAGUAAUAUAAUGUUGAUUUGAUACUCUACUACCAUGGGAUUAACAUAUAUAAUAUACUGAAUAUCUGUUGAAUUAA
This is a messenger RNA of Vigna unguiculata (cowpea), 1268 nucleotides long. It is a transcript of the gene BZIP75, whose product is annotated as basic leucine-zipper 75. The record is from RefSeq and is a predicted model, not a curated record. Gene Ontology annotation, biological process: regulation of DNA-templated transcription. Gene Ontology annotation, molecular function: DNA-binding transcription factor activity. Lineage: Eukaryota; Viridiplantae; Streptophyta; Magnoliopsida; Fabales; Fabaceae.